AUGGGGAAAUCCUCGACGAUCUUCCCCUACUGCUUAGUCAUCUCUCUCUUCGUCCUCGUAUCGUCCUCAAGCGGUAUAGACACAAUUCAGCAGUUGCAGAACAUCAGCGAUGGCCAGACUCUCGUCUCCGCCGGCGGGAUCUUCGUGCUGGGGUUCUUCUCUCCGGGGGAUUCCGGUAAGAGGUAUCUGGGCAUAUGGUUCGCCGUUUCUAAUACAACAGUCGUAUGGGUCGCGAACAGAGAUAAGCCUCUCAACGACUCCUCCGGUAUCCUGCGCAUCGACACCAGCGGCAAUCUCGUCCUCACCGGGAACCCUCCCAACACAAUCUUCUGGUCUACGGGACAAACCAGCUCGGUCGGCGCCACCGCACAGCUGCUGGACUCCGGCAAUUUCGUGCUCAGAGAAGGGAUCAGUCCUACGGCCGGAGACUUUCUCUGGCAAAGCUUCGACCACCCAACGGAUACCAUGCUUGCGGGGAUGAAGAUCGGGCCGGACUACAGGACCGGGCGUGAUCGGAACCUGACGGCGUGGAGGAACGCGACCGAUCCCUCGCCGGGGCGAUUCACCUACAAGCUGGAUCCUCGCGGGAUGGGUCAGCCCUUCGUGCUGGAUAACACGACGGUGAUCUACCGCAGCGGCCCCUGGAACGGGCUCCGCUUCAGCGGCACACCGACGACGAAGUCCUACACGAUGUUCAACUUUACCGUGGUACAUAAUCUGGAGGAGACGUACUACCAGUACGGGAUAACCCAGGAGCCGACCCUCGCUAGGCUGGUGACGGAUCAUUCCGGAGUGGCGAGGCGCUUGCUGUGGGAUAGUAAGAAGGCGGGCUGGCAGGAGCUAUGGAGUUCGGACAUCGACCGGUGCAGCAACUACUCCCUCUGCGGCCCCAACGGGGUCUGCAACAGCGAUGCUUCUGUCGCAUGCAACUGCCUUAGGGGAUUCCGGGUCAAGCACCAAGACGAGUGGAAUAUUCGAAACUGGAGUGGAGGCUGCGUGAGGAAUACGAGUCUGAACUGCACCGACGGCGACGGGUUUCGGCUGGAGACGGGGAUGAGGUUGCCGGACACGGUGAACUCCACCGUCGACAUGGGCAUGAAUCUCGAUGAAUGUAGGGAAUCAUGUUGGAGGAAUUGCUCCUGCGUGGCAUACGCGAGCGCGAACAUCAGCGGAGGAGAAAGUGGCUGCAUAACCUGGAUUGGGGAUCUGAUUGAUAUGAGAACUUUUGGGCAAGUUGAAGAUGGGCAAAAUAUUUACAUACGACUUGCGAAGGCUGAUCUCGGUACGUUCUACCAUCUCACUCACCUGAGCGUUUACUCGAGUGAAAUCACGUCUGACUGGUCUGAACCAGCGCCUCAAGGAUGCUCCGAUGUUCAUAUUUUUGGGGUUCUUCCCUCCUAAACCAGAAUCACAAGUCGUAUCUAAGUAGGCUGAUCAAAUGCCUUAUGCCUUUCCUUUUAGUAUCUUCCCGACCCAUUUAACCUACGGCUAUUCGCUACAGUGAUAUUUGAUAUUCUGCAGAAACCGCAGCAAGAUUAGGGUUUCUGUUCGAGGGGAGGUAUAAAACUGCGAAUUAACCUCUCCUGUUUUCAUAUUUCGGUUGCAUUUUCCCGUUUUAAAAGGAAUUCGAUGGAAACUAUUAUUUUCCGGAGUAGAUUAUCCAUACGGAGUUCUUUUCAGGAAAGGAGAUCCAUAUUUUGAUAGUAAUUUUGUAGCAGUCAGUAUGCCUCAUUAACUAUUUAUUAAUGUUUUUUUUCGGGAGGGGGGGGCGGGGUAGAGGGGAAAGGGACUGGCCAUCGUGGCCAGGGGUGGGCUUUAGCCCAUGGGAAACGGCUUGGAAAGGAUGCCUCGUCCGAAGCCCAUUUCUCGGCAGUACCCCCGGGUCGACCGACGGCCACCCUUCACGGAUGCCGUUCCCCCUGGGAGACUUCAGAGAGAGCCGUCUUGUGAGGCUCUCUGCUGAGUGGGCGCCGCAUUGCCAGUCGGCAAGGCCACUCUUCGCGAGGAGGCUGUCCGAAAAUGCGGACGGUUGUGGAGGCUUUCUCGCGGUGGCUAUUCGCCAUGGAGGUCCGCAGCGGUGAGCCCCAACCCUGCGGCGGACGGCCCCCGAGAGAACGCCCUCUUCGUCAAGCGUUGAGCCUCGCAGCGGCAGCGUACACGAUGGCAAGGGGGGGGGGGUGGAUGAAGUCCUUUUCGCCGGCCAGGUUGAUUUCCCCGUGAGCAUCCACCGAAAUUGAUGAUGUUCUCCGAGAUUUUUUCGCAAAAGUACUUGACUCCCUACAAGGGCCCUCAUCUAUGUUACGAGCUGUGUUCUUCACUAUCUAAUUCGAAGUGGUUAAGAGAAUCCCCUGAUAGCCAAAAUUCGUUUCAUAUUUUUGCCACUGCUUCUGGGUUCAGGAAUGUUAGACAGCAAAAUCAAGGUAUCGCAACGACUUCCUCCAGUCGACAACUCUGCAUCUUCAUUCUCUUUUGAGAUAAAUAAAUAAGCUGGGUCCUCUGCCCUUACUGUUUAACUUCAUUCGCGUUGAAUCUUCCUUCAAACCUGUCCUCCUAGAGCGAGUUCUUAGAGGGGAGUUCUCAGCUGAUCUACUUCACCUUUUCUGUCCCGCCCUUCAUUGGGUAAACAUAAUUAAUUAGUGAUCCUAUGGGUUCCUCCUGCUGAUAAUAUAGGCCUGUUUACAAGGCCGUGGAACAGCACGGCAGCCUACAGAAUGGCUGCAAAUGCACAUCCAGCCUACUUCCUCGUCGUGAUUUUCUUUUCCCUUAAUAUUCAGAAGCAUCCAGAUUUUUACUUAACAUGAAAUUAUUUCUCAUGCAGAAGAGAUUCUUGGGAAUCCAUCUAAGAAGAAACACAGGGCAAUCAUCGCCGUCACGGUGGCUUCAGCUUUGGUGUUGCUUUUUUCGGUACUUUGUGGAUAUUGCAUAUGGAGAAAGAGGAAUCAGAAGGCGGAAGCCAUAAUCGAACAUGGUAAGAUGAAAAGAACUUUCACAAAGGAUUUCCAUUUGAUUGUCCUCUGUAGAACUGGAAAACUUUUAUGUUGAAAAUACUAAUAGCACUAAGGAAUCACUUUUAUCAUCUAGAGAAACAUUCGGGCGCAUGCAACUGCUGUUUAAUCUUAGUGUCCAUGCAUCUAUGUCAGGUUCAAGGUUUCAAAGCAUCAACAAUGGUCUUACUGAUGAAAACAACGAUCUGCCCCUGUUUGAUUUGGAUACGAUAGCAUUGGUCACAAACAAAUUCGCAGAUGCAAAUAAGAUCGGGAAAGGAGGGUUUGGUUAUGUCUACAAGGUGAGAUUUCCUUUCUAUCGCGUCUCCUAGUAAAACGUGUUCCUUAUCAGCUAACAAUACGUCAGGUUUUUUAUAUCCUCCUCCUGGAGGUAUCUUACUCCUUCAUGACUUAUUGGAGACGUAGUGCUAAUUUCGCAAGCCUUCUGUGCAAAUUAUCAGGGAAAAUUUGUGGACGGGCGAGAAGUGGCUGUAAAGCGACUCUCCUCACAUUCUGAAGAAGGGAUUGAAGAGUUCACGACUGAGGUUAGGCUGAUUGCCAAACUCCAACACAGAAACCUUGUCCGGCUUCUUGGAUGCUGCAUUGAAGGAGGAGAAAGACUGUUGGUCUACGAGUACAUGCCCAAUAGUAGCUUGGAUGUCUUCAUAUUCGGUAGGAUCCUUGAUUUUUUGUUUUGAUUGCAAUCAUAGGGAUUAGAAUUUUCAAUAUUGUCCCAAUGCUUGCGAACAAUGAUACUGAUGAUGGUCGCAAGUAACUUAUAGGGAUCCGCCAGUAGCGUUAAAAGCCAUUGGUUGUUGACCCAGAAAAGAACCUUCAUUUACAUGCAGGUGAUGUCCAGAAGCGUCGGUUAUUGGACUGGGAAAAGCGCUUGGACAUAAUCUUGGGGGUAGCCCGUGGGCUUCUCUACCUCCACCAGGAUUCACGGCUCAGAGUCAUCCACAGGGAUCUCAAGGCUGCCAACAUACUCCUAGACGAGGCUAUGAACCCCAAGAUCUCGGACUUUGGCACUGCCAGGAUCUUUGGAAGGAACCAAAUGGAGGACAACACAAUCAAAAUAGUCGGCACCAUGUACGUCCUCUCUCUUGAGCUAGUUAUUCAUUUUCGUUUGAUCUCAUGACGAACAGUGACAGUAUUAUUUUCGUUUCACGAACGGUGCAGCGGAUACAUGUCCCCAGAGUACAUCAUCAAUGGGAAUUUCUCGGAGAAGUCUGACAUCUUCAGCUUUGGAGUUCUGGUGUUGGAGAUCAUAAGUGGAAGGAAGAACCAGUGGGUCUCUCAGAAGAACACCCACAUGCAGCUUCUUGCUAACGUACGUGCAGCACAGCUAGAACAAUCUACAGAAUACCAUUCCAUUUACCGCAAUCAUCAUUGGCUACUAAUGGCCCAAAGAUGCAUACAAUGCUUACUCUUAUGGGAAACUUUCAUAUCAGGCUUGGAGACUGUGCAGAGACAACCAAUGUGAUAAGCUCCUGGACGACACACUGAGGCCUCCAACUAAGUUCUCCGAUGUCCUGAGGUAUAUGAAGGUUGGGCUACUGUGUGUGCAGGAGUCUCCAGACGACAGGCCAACCAUGCAAGAGGUGGUUCUCAUGCUGGCCAACAGGACCUCAGUGCUGCCACAGGCCGAGAAGCCCGGGUUCUUUAAACCCACCAGCCUGGCGGCAGCAGCCCAGUGGUUCUCCGACGGCUAUAAUUCAUUGUCCUCUGCAAACGUGAUUACUCUCACGAAUGUUGACGGCCGCUGA
Molecule: messenger RNA, 4750 nt
Organism: Spirodela intermedia
Lineage: Eukaryota; Viridiplantae; Streptophyta; Magnoliopsida; Alismatales; Araceae
Source: the annotation of a GenBank genome assembly